GUUGUUUCCCGGAGAUGCUGUCGUCGCCUGGGAAAACAAACAGCUAUCCAGACAAUUAAAAAGGAAAACACCGAUCGGUCGCCAGGUAAGGAGGAGGCUUGUGGACUUCACCGCGGCGCUUGGUAAGACCAUCCAUCGAUUUCAAUUUGGAAGAACGGCAUGUUUUUAAGUAGUUGGUAGGGUGAAUGCCAUUUGUCGUGUGGUCGGGUGCCAUAGCAACGGCUCAUGAGACACAUUGCAUAGCCCUGGCCAGUUUGACGUGCUCGAUGUUGGAUGACAGCAGUGUUCAUGCGGACAAUUCGGACAGUGGCAACUCCUGCAACAAAAUGCUGUUGUGUCUCGCCGCUGUCUCGACCGUCCAUGAGCGGAUUGGUGUCAUAACGGACCAAACCCACCAAGCAGCUAAAACAAGUAGCAUACAUGGAGAAGCAUGGUAGUUAUUUGAAAAUGUAAUGCAAUAUGUUUUAAUGCACAGUCGCCCAGAAAGGAUUGUCAGGCAAGGGUCGGCGCUAGUGCGCGUCCCCUUUUUUUAACCGCCGUGCCCUAGCUGGUGUGACUGCGCGUCUCCCGGCUGCAUCAGCGCCUGUUGCUCCCCAUGCGCGGCCAAUGCCAGGAUAUUAAUUUUCCCUGCGAUGUGUUGUCUCCGCACCCCCCUCCCCUUCCCAGCUCGCUCCACAGUCUCCUCUGUCCAUUGUUGUUGUCAUCCAUUUGAGCAAAAGGUGCAGCAUUGUACAUCUGGGUAUUUUUCUCUCUCUCUCUCUCUCUCUCUCUCUCUCUCUCUCUCUCUCUCUUUUCCAACAUGAAAUUAGAGGAUCUGGUCACAUAAUAUUAACAUGUUUUCCGUCUAGAAAAUAUUCAGCACCGCCAGUGUUGGGAAUUGGUGUCCCCAUACCUCUUUGCACUUUGUUGUUUGCUGUGAAGUAAGUGCACUACAGUAAAAUCCACCUAUGAUAUUUUGAUUAGCUUAUUGCACCUUUACAGAGGGGGAGAACAAAAUAACAGCAACAAUUAAUAAUCAAAACUACUGCAAAUAAAUAUUACCUAUAAACUUAAUCCCAACAAAAUUCAAUAUUGUUAGAUUUGUGAAGCUGUAUACAUUUAGAUAAUUAGAAAACUGCUAUCUCUUUUGCAUAAAUGUAUGCACACUGGUUAGGGUAAAGUACUGUAUUUAGCUUUCUAACAGGACCUUUUUUAAUCUGUAUGUAUUAUAUUGUAUUAUUUUUGCUUAUAUGUAUUGUUUUCAUAUCUGUCUCUCUGGUCAUCGUCUUUUUCUGCUGCCCCAGUGCUAAAUUUCUCUCCUGGGAUCAAUAAAGUUUGAUCUUAUUAUCUUAAUAUUGAAUAUUGUUGACAUUACGUCAAUAGUGUAAGGUGUUCCAGCUAUUUUGUCCACCUCUAGUAAGUUUAACUCCUCCUCCAUCAGUCAUGGUCAUUAGCUUUCUAUAAACGUGAAGCCUCUCAUAUUCAUUUGCUGGCCACGGUGCAGAAGAAUCUACACUAUACAGAAAUAGCAGGGCAGAAUCCCAGUUAAAUAGAUUAGUUUAUAACAGUGAACUUAUUAUUAGACACUUGGAACUGAAAGCCUAAAGCUAUUGGUUUCCUAGCCUUAUUCUUGUAACAAAAAACAGCUGGCAUCUGGUGAGAGAAUGAAUGCUGAGGAUUGCAAUGGACGCUCAAAUGCACAAGGUAAUGGAGGAGAGUCAUCAAUGGAACAGGAUUUUUAUGGCGGGUUGCAGGGCCCUUCAGCGAGAUCUCCAAACAGUCAGCAGUCCUCACCACACCGCUCCCAUAGUGCAAACUCCAUCAAGGUUGAGCUGUGCAGCGAUGAGGAGUCCCCAGGUGCUCCACGGCCAGAGAUCAGAGAGGCUGUGAGGGACGAUAGCAGGAGGGAUGACAGAGGGGACCCCAUGGAAGAAGGGAGUGCAGAGUACACUGGGGCUGGAAGAGACAGAGGGAGCAUUUACAAUGAGAUGGCCAGUCCAAAUGCUACUUCACCAGGACCUAUCCGGCUGCCCAAUGGGAAACUUCAGUGUGAGGUGUGCGGGAUGAUCUGCAUCGGACCCAACGUGCUGAUGGUGCACAAGCGUAGCCACACAGGCGAGAGGCCGUUCCAGUGUAACCAGUGUGGAGCUUCCUUCACCCAGAAGGGGAACUUGUUGCGCCACAUCAAGUUGCAUUCGGGAGAGAAGCCUUUUAAAUGUCCCGUUUGCAGCUAUGCUUGUCGCCGGAGAGAUGCCCUGGCUGGACAUCUACGCACACACACAGGUGCAGCUUCUUCUCCAACAGUCGGAAAACCUUUUAAGUGCAGCUACUGUAGUCGCAGCUACAAACAACAGAGCACACUGGAGGAACAUCUAGAGCGCUGCCAUAGUUAUCUGAAGAGUCUGGACCACCAGACAGCAGUGAAUGCAGCACAGGGUGAAGAGUCAGGAACUAUGGAGACAAUUACUAAACCUGUGCUCCAGCCAUCCAAGGAAAAAAUCCAGUUUGUGGAUAGACUGGCUAUUAGCAUUACCAAACGCAAAAGGUCAACGCCACAGAAGUUUUUGGGUGUAAAGCAUAUGCACCUCGACCUACCUGAAGCACCUUACGAAUUGUCUUCUGGCUCUGAGAAGGAGGGGGACCUUAUGAACUCUCAGCCCGCUGGGGACUCUGCUGGGUUGGCUGGUCCACAUCUCCGAGGCAGCAGGGGUAGAGGGGAGAACCAUGAGCCGCCCGCUCUGUCUCAGCUCCAUCCUGCCUUCCUGUCAGAGCUACGCACAGUUAUAGGCUCCAUCAACAGCAAUGUGAUUCCUCAGGGCCCCCGAGCACAUUGUGGAGGUGGGAUGGCAGCAGUGACUCUUGGCCUGGCUGGGCGGGAGGCAGGUGAAGGCCGGGAUGACCAACGCUCAGCCCAUAGCCACACCACCUCACCCAACGGCUGCCCUGACUCUACAGACACAGAGAGCACAGCAGAAGAGCAGAGCACACGGGCUACAGCCCCAACAAGUACCUCUAACAACCACCACCUCCACUACCAAACCCCAGCACUGCCCUGCAGCCAUCCCACUUCCAGCCUCAGGCAGGUCAAAGACUUGGACCCAGAGUGGGAGAGAGCAUGUCCUGCGCCCCCCACAAUAGCAAAGAAGAGCCCUGUCUUACCCCUUUCUUCCAGGGAGACUGUGCAGGUGUUAGACAGGGAUGGUCGGCCUGUGCGCUCCUUCCACUGCCGGCACUGUCGCAUCCUCUUCCUGGACCAUGUCAUGUUCACCAUCCACAUGGGUUGCCACGGCUUCCUCCAACCCUUCGAGUGCAACAUCUGUGGCCACCGCAGCCAGGACCGCUACGAGUUCUUGUCUCACAUCAGCCGCGGAGAGCAUCAGGUGGGCUGAGGAGAAGGGACAGUAGUCGGAUGAGGAGAGGUGACUGCUGCUCUCUAAAGUUGUAGGCUCCCGUUUGUUCUGCACCAGAUCAGUUACUUUAAAUCCCUGUAAGUAAGUAAGUAAGUAAGUAAGUAAGUAAGUAAAAAUAUUUGUGGUUUUACUGUGAGAAUAUUUAUUAAACUAAAUCAGACGUGAUUGAAAAAUCUUUUUACCGCAGCAUUUAAAGUUCAGUGGAGGCAAAUUACAUUUUAUGAUUGAUUGCACUCCCAUAUAAAAUCAUCUGGCAAAACUACAGGUUUUGCUUCAAAAGUGCCUUCUUCGGGGAUUUUUUCUUAACUAAAAAGAAAUGGGGGGAACUGGUGCUCAAAAAUCUUGACUAGCCAUCUUUGCUAAGUGAUUUAGUUAGUACUUUUGAGAGGUCAUGUGCAAAGGCAGUAAAGGAAAGCAUGAUAUGUACAUUUUAAGAUUUCUAUUUGGUAUGCUUAGUAUGCACUGAGAGCUUUGUUUUUGGGGUAGAGGAGGGUACUUUGGGUCGUGUGUCAGGUAAGCUUAAUAUGCACUGAGAGAUUUGUGCCUCUGGGUUUGGGAGGAGCUUUUGUCACAGACGAAGCACAGAAAUGGAUUGCCUUAACUCUUACAGUAGUACGCUGCUGUAGGAAAACAUUGUUUACAGCAUGUGUAAAGUGACCUCAGAAGAGAGAAUAUUUGCAGCUGCACAGCAAGACUAUCAGAACAAAGCGAUAUGAUGAGAGAAAUUAACUUAAACAUUCAGGGCCUUCAGGGCUCAGAUGUAAAAUAGUUUUUUGGAUUUUAAAGUGAGCCUUAGAAUACUGGUGCAGAUCAGACCAUGAGCCAUGUAGUGUACAGUAAGAGACUGACUGAGAUGGCCCAGGGUGCUAUACCUAAACAGGAUUGCACUUUUAGGUUCCCUGCUUAUAAAUGAACAUUUUUGCUGAAGCACUUGAUGGCUUUACAAUUUUUUUUUUCUGCGAUUGUUCUACUGCACUGAUAAAUCACAUAAUACUCACAAUAGUUGAUUAUCUAAUUUGCAACACCAGUGCAUUUUUAACGGAGCCGGCCUUCUACAGAAUCUCAAAGCGUUGCACUGGUCCUGCGGCCUACACUGAAGUUUGCUGCAAUGUGUGACUGAGAAUUAAAUAUCAAUUCAACUACAACAAUUUUUUGUGGUUUUGUACUCAGCAGUUGAGGCUGAGAUUUUAAACUAUUUGCAUAAUGUAAGUGAAUUGACAAAUUUAUUAUUUAAACAUUAAUUAACAAAUCAGUUUGUAUCUGUUAAGUUAUCACUUGUGGUUAUCUAUUUAGUGUUGUUUGUUUCAGCCUUGGUGUAUUUAAUCAGCUAUAUUCCAAAUCUUAUCCAGCAUAUUCCUCAAGUCCAUAAAAUGUUACCUCCUGCUUCUUUAUAGCAUCCAAAUACCUUAUUGCUACAGUAUGGUGAGUUAUCUGAUAAUGUUAAUAUUGGGAACAGAUGAGACCAAACUCAGUAUUCUUACUUGUUAUUGUGGGUUUGCUGCUUCAUAGUUUAACUUAAUUUCCUUUGAUCGCAGGCAAAACUAUACUUGAAACUGUUUGAGAAAAAAAGUAAUUUAGGAAUGCACUUGGUUUGAUUAGAGAAAUGUGUGUGAAUGGAAUAUAGCAUGUGUGCUUGUCAUUUUCUGCUUUUCCCUGAAUUGUGAAUUCUUUUUGAAAUGUGAAGUAAUUUCAAGAAGUGAAAAUGAGGCAUGGUUUUUGUCUCCUUGUGUGAACUUUUCAAUGUUAUACGAUAUUUUGUGAAUGAUGUAACAUGACAAAACACUUUACCUCAAAGUUAAAGAUGUACAACUGCCUCAUUAUUUCAACAAGUCCUGUUGCUUUCCAAGAUGUUCUUGCAGUUACAAAUGCGUGCCCUUCGAUAUUCUCAAAACUUUUUAC
This is a messenger RNA of Perca flavescens (yellow perch), 5288 nucleotides long. RefSeq names its product IKAROS family zinc finger 4 (gene ikzf4). Bases 1644 to 3368 code for a protein of 574 amino acids. The transcript is spliced from 8 exons. NCBI's taxonomy places the organism in Eukaryota, Metazoa, Chordata, Actinopteri, Perciformes, Percidae. Gene Ontology annotation, molecular function: DNA-binding transcription factor activity; RNA polymerase II cis-regulatory region sequence-specific DNA binding. Gene Ontology annotation, biological process: regulation of transcription by RNA polymerase II. The record is from RefSeq and is a predicted model, not a curated record.